AUGGAGUCCCGGGCCACCCCGCUGCGCUACCGCAAGAACGGCCGCCUCCAGGCCUGCGACCCCUGCCGCCGGCGCAAAGUCGUCUGCGACCACGCCCGUCCGGUCUGCGGGAGCUGCAGGCGGCGGAGGAAGACGGAGACGUGCGAGUACACCAUGAGCUCGCCCGCACAAAUGCAGGCGCAGGCUGCUCCGCCCGAACUCGGCCCCGGACCGUCGUCUACCUCGGGCUCGGAGGCGGGAGCGGAGCAGCCACUUACAGGCUCAACGGCCGUCGAACACGUCCCGGAGAGGACAACGGCUGGGACUACCGGCCGAGAUGUCUCGGGCGGUGAGCGUACUGGCGCCGGGGGCGAGGUCUCGUUGUCCGGCCACCUCGGGUUCAACUCCUUUGGGGAUAUUUACAAGGAAGUCGGCGCGAGACUAUCCGACCACGACACCGGAGCGAGCAAGACGCCGAGGACGGACGGUGCGACGGCGGGGAGUACGGCGACUUCGGCGACAUCCUCCAUCACCGAGCCCCCGCCCUCGACCACGACGCUGGAAACAUGCCUCUUCGUCCUGAGAAGCAUACCCACCGAAGACAAGGGCCGCGCGCUGUUCGCCGCCCACUUCGAUCCCCACGACGCCUUCGUCCGUCCCGUGGCCGAACGCGCUCUGCGUUCGCUGUACGAGACGUUCGGGGACUACCUCGGGACCGUCCGGGACGAUGCGCGGUUGGCGGAUCUGGUCCGCGUGUUGUGCGAUAACACGGCGAGGCCGUUUGCGGAGCACGAGGCCGAUCCCGAGGCGUGGAUGGGCCAGUUUAUGGGGAGGAAUGUACGGUGGGAGACGCUGGGGAUUUUGUUCAUUUAUUGGGAGUUGAGUGCGAGGAAUGAGCACCUCGUUCGUCCCGAGACGAGACCGCCGCCGAGUGGAGGACGGGUGGCCGCUCACCGGCAGCGGGAUGUGUUCAGGAGGUGCAUUAAUGAUUGCCAGGCUCUGGCGAGACGGGCUACUGAGGUGGGGAAUUCGUUGCUGCUUUACGUUUACUGGAAGCGAACCAUCAUCGCGUCCAUCGUCUCCGGAGACACGAGCCUCUCGUGCUGGAUGUACAACGGCGAAGCCGUCUCCCUCAUGACCUUCCUCGGCCUCAACGUCGAGCCUUCCAAGGCCACCACCUACAAACCCACCCUGGCCUCCGAGAUCCGGCGCCGCCUGCUCUACAAGAUCUUCGUCAUCGACAAGGUCGUCGCCUCCAUCACGGGCCGCCCGCCCCUGCUCAGCCGACGCUACAUGCAGACCCCGCCGCCGCUGGACCUCCGGGACGACUACCUGCUCGCGGACGAGGCGGCGCUGGCGCGCGCGGUUGCUUCGCUGGACGCGAACGGGUAUAACACGGACGGGGCGGCGUACUCGAUCACGUUCUGGCGGGCGCGGGUGCAGCUCAUGAUUAUCAGGGACGAGAUCUUUGAGAUUUCGCUGGGGACGGUGGGGGGUGUGUCGACGGGGACGCUUUAUGACCUCAAGAAUAGGGAGUUGCGAGCCGCGGCUGAUAUGCCUGCCGUGCUGCAGUUCAGGGAGUCGGAUGUGAGGGACCCGGAUAUCGGUGCCGAGAUGCUGUAUCCGAGGAUGAUUAUGCGGUUGGAGCACCUGCAGAACCUGUUCUUUAUUGAGAGGUUGCUGCGCCGGCAUGGUUGUGCCAACGAGAAGGAUUUGUUGGCUGUUAGCUACGAGUUGACCUCGACGACGAUGAUAUUCUGGACGAACAUGGAUGGUCUUGCGAUGGUGUACGAAGACUUUAAGUGGCUGGUAAUGGCCUACGCGGCCCCAGGCGGCGGCAUCCUCUGCCUCGAACUCCUCAAACCCUCCGUCCCGCCCUCGGAAGCACCCCCCGACAGCACCGGCGAGCGGAUCACGCGGUCGCGGAUCGUGCAGCUGCUGAGCCUGCUGGUCGGGUUCCUGGGGUGGGUGAGUCCGAAGGAGGCGAACGGGAACAUCUGCGAGAACUGCAAGGUCAUCGUGCAGCGGGUGCUGGACCAGGCGCUGAACGCGGCGGCGGGGAGUGGUGGUGGUGGUGGUGAGGUGCCGGGGGCGGAUUUCAUGGAGUGGGAUUUCUCGGCGCAUUUGGAUUUCAAUUUUGAUUUGUUGGAUACGUUUGAGUGGACGAGGCCGGAGUUCUCGUGGGGUGAUGGGAAUGGGUAG
Messenger RNA from Colletotrichum karsti, 2181 nucleotides. Its product is annotated as fungal specific transcription factor. Bases 1 to 2181 code for a protein of 726 amino acids. The transcript has 4 exons. Gene Ontology annotation, cellular component: nucleus. NCBI's taxonomy places the organism in Eukaryota, Fungi, Ascomycota, Sordariomycetes, Glomerellales, Glomerellaceae. Gene Ontology annotation, biological process: regulation of DNA-templated transcription; DNA-templated transcription. Gene Ontology annotation, molecular function: zinc ion binding; DNA binding; DNA-binding transcription factor activity, RNA polymerase II-specific. The record is from RefSeq and is a predicted model, not a curated record.